Molecule: messenger RNA, 1749 nt
Organism: Ilyonectria robusta
Lineage: Eukaryota; Fungi; Ascomycota; Sordariomycetes; Hypocreales; Nectriaceae
Product: steroid monooxygenase
Exons: 9
Coding region: 1-1749 (582 amino acids)
Molecular function (GO): NADP binding; N,N-dimethylaniline monooxygenase activity; flavin adenine dinucleotide binding
Source: RefSeq, a predicted model, not a curated record
AUGGGUUCUCUUUCCUCCUGGCUAACAAGCGGCCCGGCCAAGCCCGCUUAUGAGAUCAUGGAGAAGCCCAGCCGAAUAGGCCGCAAGCUGCGCGUCAUCUGUCUCGGAGCCGGCGCCAGCGCCCUGAACCUUGCUCACGAGAUUGACACAAGCAGCCUGGACCUUGAGCUAGUUUGCUACGAGAAGAAUCCUUCAAUUGGCGGCACAUGGUAUGAAAACCGGUACCCGGGCUGUGGCUGCGACAUUCCCUCAGUCAAUUACCAAUUUUCAUGGGCGCCGUCCUCUGAAUGGACGUCUUUUUAUUCGGGUGCGCCCGAGAUCCUGCAAUAUUUCAAGGAUGUUGCACAAAAGUAUGACCUGAACAAGUACAUCCGACUCAGCCACACAGUGGUAGCUGCUACGUGGAACGAGGACGAAAACAUGUGGUACAUCAAGAUCCAAAGAGGAGAUGACCCCAACGACAUCAUUGAGGACAAGGCCAACGUCUUUGUCAACGCCAGCGGUGUCCUGAACAAGUGGAAGUGGCCGGCAAUCAAGGGCAGAGAGUCAUUCGAAGGCAAAAUGCUCCACAGCGCAAACUGGGAUAACAAGGUCGAUCUCAAGGGAAAGCGCAUCGGCGUCAUUGGUGGCGGAUCAUCGGCGGUUCAGAUCGUGCCCAACAUCCAGCCCAUCGUGGGUGACAUGAAAUGCUUCAUCCGGAGCGCGUCUUGGGUGACGGGCGGCUUCGGGCAGCGCUUUGCCGGAAAGGCGGGUACCAACUUUGAGUAUAAUGAAAUGCAGCGAGAGAUCUUUCGAAACGACCCUAAAAAGUAUCUGGCUUACCGGAAGAAGAUUGAGUCGGAGCUCAACUCUCGCUUCCGCUUCAUCCUCAAUGGAUCCAAGGAGCAGCAAGAAGCUCGCGAUUUUGCGGAAAAUGACAUGCGAACAAAGCUCGCAAACAAGCCCGAAGUCGCCGAUAUCAUCGUCCCCAAGGACUUUGCCGUUGGCUGCAGAAGACCUACGCCAGGCAACGGGUAUCUCGAGGCGCUUUGUAAGGACAACGUCUCGGUGGUCUCGGCCGAUAUUCAGCAGUUCACCCCCAAGGGAAUCAAGACUUCCGACGGCGUCGAGCAUGAGUUUGACGUUAUCGUCUGUGCCACCGGCUUUGACGUUAGCUGGCGGCCUGCAUACCCCACGAUUGGCCGUGGUGGUGUCAAUCUCGGCGACUACUGGAAAGACGUUCCCAACACAUAUCUUUCCAUGACGAUAGCCAACUUCCCCAACUACCUCAUCUUUAACGGACCAUAUGGCCCGUACGGUCACGGAAGUUUCCUCCCUAUCACCGAAACCGUCUCUCGAUACUUGAUGCAGAUGCUCAAGAAGAUGUCCGAAGAGGAGAUCGCUUCAUUCGUACCUAAGGAGGCAGCCGUCGCCGACUUCGCCGAGCACCGAGCCAAGUUCCUCCCUCGCACUGCAUGGACCUCGCCAUGCCGCUCUUGGUUCAAGCAGGGCACCGUUGAUCGCGAACCAAUGAUGUGGCCUGGAUCGCGUAUCCAGUUCUUUGAGACGAUUGCGACUCCUCGUUGGGAGGACUACGAUUGGAAGUACACUACGUCCAACCGUUUUGGCUACUUCGGAAACGGCUUUGCGGCUCGUGAGAAUGACGGGAGCGAUCUUACCUGGUACCUCGGUCUGUUGGAUGGUAGUGAGAAGCAACCUGAGCUUCCUGACGAAGAUUUUGAGGCAUUUUUUAUGAAUCAGAUUCUAUAG